ACAGCAGCGCCGCUGGAUUUGCGCGGAUUUAUUUUAAUUUUUUAUUUUUUUUUUUUUUUUUCCUCCCCUUUUCUCUUCCCACGCAGUAAAUCCCAGCCCUGGCUGCUCCCGGCGCCGCUCGCAGCCCGGCGGGGAGUGGGAGGAAGGGGAUGCUCGGAGGGUUUGGGAGAAUCCGGAGCAUUUCCAGCCAUGAGCUGCUCGGUCUCUGCGUGAGCUGCUGAGGCGGCUCCGGAGCCGCGGCAUUGAUGGAGAGGCGCUGAAAGCACCAACCCCACCAUGGAGCUGCCCAGCACCAAGGACUUCCAGUGGAAGUCCCUGGCGCCGCUGCCCAGCCGCAGGGUUUACUCCACGCUGGUGGAGGCGGGCGGGCAGGUGUUCGCCGUGGGCGGCUGCGACGACAACGGCGUCGCCGUGGAUUCCUUCGAGGUCUACUCGCCCGAGGCCGACCAGUGGGCAGCGCUGCCCGCCAUGCCCACGGCCAGGGCCGGCGUGGCCGUCACCGUGCUGGGCAAGAGGAUCAUGGUGAUCGGCGGCGUGGGCGCCAACCAGCUGCCGCUGAAGGUGGUGGAGAUGUACAACACGGACGAAGGGCGCUGGAGGAAGCGCAGCUCGCUCCGCGAGGCGGCCAUGGGCAUCUCCGUGGCGGCCAAAGACUACAGGGUGUACGCAGCGGGCGGGAUGGGCUCGGACCUGCGGCCCCACAACUUCCUGCAGCACUAUGACGUGCUCAAGGACAUCUGGGUGUCCCUGGCUGCCAUGCCCACCCCCCGCUACGCGGCCACGUCCAUCCUGAGGGGCUCCAAGAUCUACGUGCUGGGGGGAAGGCAAUCCAAGUACGCCGUCAACGCCUUCGAGGUUUUCGACACGGACACGCGCUCCUGGACCAGGUUCCCCAACAUUCCCACCAAGAGAGCCUUCUCCAGCUUCGUGCCCACCGAGGAGAAGCUCUUCAGCCUCGGGGGGCUGCGCCAGGGCCGGCUCUACCGCCAGCCCAAGUUCAUGAGGACCGUGGACGUCUUCGACCUGGAGCAAGGUGGCUGGAUGAAGAUGGAGCGCUCCUGCUACCUGAAGAAAAGGCGAGCAGACUUUGUGGCCGGCUACCUGCGGGGCAGAGUUGUGGUGGCCGGGGGCCUGGGGAAUCAGCCGAGCGUGCUGGAGUCGGCAGAGGCUUUCCACCCCGAGAAGAACAAGUGGGAGAGCCUCCCCCCCAUGCCCACCCCGCGCUGCGCCUGCUCCAGCAUCGUGCUGAGGGACUGCCUGCUGGCCGUGGGGGGCGUCAGCCAGGGGCUCAGCACGGCCGUGGAGGCCCUGUGCCUGUCUGACUCCUGAUUGGGACACACCUGGAGGAGAAUCCCACCUGGAACAGGGCCCUGUGCCUGUCUGACUCCUGAUUGGGAUCUAUCUGAAUGGGGAUCCCACCUGGAACAGGGCCCUGUGCCUGUCUGACUCCUGAUUGGAACCCAUCUGGAGGAGAAACACACCUGGAACAGGGCCCUGUGUCUGUCUGACUCCUGAUUGGGACACACCUGGAGGAGAAACACACCUGGAACAGGGCCCUGUGCCUGUCUGACUCCUGAUUGGGAUCUAUCUGAAUGGGGAUCCCACCUGGAACAGGGCCCUGUGCCUGUCUGACUCCUGACUGGGAUCUAUCUGAAUGGGGAUCCCACCUGGAACAGGGCCCUGUGCCUGUCUGACUCCUGAUUGGGACACACCUGGAGGAGAAACACACCUGGAACAGGGCCCUGUGCCUGUCUGACUCCUGAUUGGGACACACCUGGAGGAGAAACACACCUGGAACAGGGCCCUGUGCCUGAUCUGAGCCCACCUGAGUGGGGAUCCCACCUGGAACAGGGCCCUGUGCCUCUCUGACUCCUGAUUGGGACACACCUGGAGGAGAAUCCCACCUGGAACAGGGCCCUGUGCCUCUCUGACUCCUGAUUGGAACACACCUGAGGGGGGAAUCUCACCUUGGACAGGUCCCUGUGCCUGUCUGAUUCCUGAUCUGAGCACACCUGGAGGAGAAACACACCUGGAACAGGGCCCUGUGCCUCUCUGACUCCUGAUCUGAGCACAUCUUAGGGGGGAUCUCACCUUGGACAGGGCCCUGUGCCUGACUGACUCCUGAUCUGAGCACACCUGGAGGAGAAUCCCACCUGGAACAGGGCCCUGUGCCUGAUCUGAGCCCACCUGAGGGGGGAUCUCACCUGGAAGAGGUUCCUGUGCCUCUCUGACUCCUGAUUGGGACACACCUGGAGGAGAAACACACCUGGAACAGGGCCCUGUGCCUCUCUGACUCCUGAUUGGAAUCUAUCCCUGUUUUUGGCACUCCAGGUGCCAGAGAUGUGCCCUGAGCCCAGUUCGGGUGGCUCAGGCACUCCUGGCUGUGCCUGCAGGGCGAAUUUGAGGAUUUCAGUGGGUUUGGGGUGGUUUGGUUUGGGUUUCUCCCGGAGCUGUGAACAGCAGAUGGCAUCCUUGAGGAUCUCAGCAGUUUGGGUGGUUUGGUUUGGGCUGGGUGAACCCCUGAUCUCCCAGAGCUGUGAACAGCAGAUGGCAUCCCUGGGCCGAGCUGUGGCUGCAGCAGCACCUCCCGCUGUCCCGGGCUGCCCUGCCCGGGUGAAGCUGCACCAGCGCGGCUCUAAAAUCCCAUUUCAGGCGCUGCAAGACCCAACAAAUAACCUGGAUGCUGCGCGUCUCCUCCAGUAUUUUAUUCCCGUAGAAAGACACCCCCGAGGAGCUCAAACAUCCUCCAGGAGCUGGGACAGGGCUGGAUUUGGGUUGAGGAGCUGGGACAGGGCUGGAUUUGGGUCGAGGAGCUGGGACAGGGCUGGAUUUGUGUCCAGGGGCUGGGACAGGGAUGGAUUUGGAUCCAAAAAGUCCCUGAUGCUGCUGCCCAGGAAAUGCCUCCAGGGCUGGGUCCUGCUGGAGCUCGGCAGUGAAUCCCUUGGGAUGAGAGAGCCCCGAGCUCCUUUCCUUGGAUAAAUGUUGGGUUUAUCACCAACCUGGCCCUGUGGGGCUGCAGGAAGCCCUGGAGCUGGGACAGGGCUGGAUUUGGGUCCAGGAGCUGGGACAGGGCUGGAUUUGGGUCCAGGAGCUGGAAAAAAAGAGCUGGAUUUGGGUCCAGGAGCUGGGACAGGGCUGGAUUUGGGUCCGAAGAGUCCCUGAUGCUGCUGCCCAGGAAAUGCCUCCAGGGCUGGGUCCUGCUGCAGCUCUGCAGUGAAUCCCUUGGGAUGAGAGAGCCCCGAGCUCCUUUCCCUGGAUAAAUGUUGGGUUUAUCACCAACCUGGCCCUGUGGGGCUGCAGGAAGCCCUGGAGAUGAGACAGGGCUGGAUUUGGGUCCAGGAGCUGGGACAGGGCUGGAUUUGGGUCCAGGAGCUGGGACAGGGCUGGAUUUGGAUCCAAAGAGUCCCUGAUGCUGCUGCCCAGGAAAUGCCUCCAGGGCUGGGUCCUGCUGGAGCUCGGCAGUGAAUCCCUUGGGAUGAGAGGGUCCCAGAGCUCCUUUCCUUGGAUAAAUGUUGGGUUUGUCACCAACCUGGCCCUGUGGGGCUGCAGGAAGCCCUGGGCUGGUCCCUCUGUCCCCAGGACCCUCCGUGCCCCCUCAUUUAUCCCAACCCAGCCGAGCAUUUGGAGUUUUCCAGUGACAAAAAAAAUCCCGGCCGUGUCCUCGGCUGAACUCUCCACACUCGGAGUUCUGAGAGGAUUUUCAGCCCCGGUGGCUGCUCCAGCACAGAGGCUGAGGGCUGAGCUGGCCCUGCUGCCAAAAAUCCUCAUUUAUCGUCCCCGAGCAGACUCUGUCUGCACAAACAGGAAACUUCCUCAAGGAGCAGCUUCCAAAGGAUGGGGUGGAGCAGAAACGAUUCCUGCACCUUGCCGUGGGCUCAGGACACGCUGCUGGGCUGGUCCUGGCUGGUGGGGACAAUAUUUUUGGGGUUAGUGCUGCUUUUUGGGGUCAGUGCUGCUUUUUGGGGUCAGUUUGUGGUGGCAGUUCCCAAAAGGAGCCCCAUGUGGGGUUGUGUGAGUGCUGCUCCAGCUGCAGCUGGGAAUUCCGCUCUGGAGAGCUGGGAAUUGAGCUCUGGGAUCACUCUGUCACUGCCAUCCUCAUCCCUGGGAUGUCCCCAACCCUGUGGGGACACCAGCAGUGAGGUCACCCCCAGCUGUUCCCAUUCCUGGGGAAUCUGCCGGUGCUGGAGCGGAUGUGGAGUCACCAUCCUGAGAGACAGACGCUUCCUGGUCGGAAAAUAAAAGCUCCAGCUUUUUUUGGUGGGC
Messenger RNA from Zonotrichia leucophrys gambelii, 4263 nucleotides. It is a transcript of the gene KLHDC8A, whose product is annotated as kelch domain containing 8A. The record is from RefSeq and is a predicted model, not a curated record. The transcript is spliced from 7 exons. The coding region runs from base 277 to 1329 and encodes 350 amino acids. Lineage: Eukaryota; Metazoa; Chordata; Aves; Passeriformes; Passerellidae. Gene Ontology annotation, molecular function: protein binding.